Molecule: messenger RNA, 621 nt
Organism: Cordyceps fumosorosea ARSEF 2679
Lineage: Eukaryota; Fungi; Ascomycota; Sordariomycetes; Hypocreales; Cordycipitaceae
Exons: 2
Coding region: 1-621 (206 amino acids)
Source: RefSeq, a predicted model, not a curated record
AUGAGCACAUUCAACCAGAGGAAUCCCAAAGAUGUCGAGGAUGAGAAUGUACAAGUCGUCAACGACAAUUGUGACGCCAUUAAGGAUCACUAUGCAUCACUCAAGGCGGCGGAACCGGCCGCCAAAGAGCUUAAGAUGCCCAAGGAGGUCGCCCUGCUUCCCCGAAAGUGGCUCGCGAUCCUCGAAACGCGCAAGCCUGCGAUGCUCCCGUCGCCGACCGAUCACGGCGUGGUCCUCGACUACAAGAGGAAGGCCUACGCCAAGAUCGUGCCCGAACACGCGCAGCCGCUGGCCUUGAGCUUGCUGUUGGACGUGGCGGUGCGCGAACCACUCUACUCCAGCAGCAUCAACUUCCAGCGCGCCUUGGACAUCUGGAUGCUGAUCGACAUGCUCUACCACGGCCCGGCAUUGACGGAGAGUGGCCGCGUCGAGGUCCUCGAGGGCGUCAUCCCCUUCAUCAUGCACCGGAAGAAGCCGAAGCCGGGGGAGCCCGUGCCGCACGUCCUGGAGAAGUUCGUGCAGCACCAACUGAGCACGCUGCAGAGGCUCUGCGGGGAGAUCGCCUCCAGCCCCUCUGAGGAUGAGGCGGAGGGCACGGGCAGCGGUUGUGAAACGGCCUAG